This is a messenger RNA of Aspergillus glaucus CBS 516.65, 1605 nucleotides long. Its product is annotated as threonine synthase THR4. The transcript has 2 exons. Gene Ontology annotation, molecular function: threonine synthase activity; pyridoxal phosphate binding. The coding region runs from base 1 to 1605 and encodes 534 amino acids. Lineage: Eukaryota; Fungi; Ascomycota; Eurotiomycetes; Eurotiales; Aspergillaceae. The record is from RefSeq and is a predicted model, not a curated record. Gene Ontology annotation, biological process: L-threonine biosynthetic process.
AUGUCGCAUACCCUCUCGCAGAAAUAUCUUAGCACACGGGGUGCUUCAUCUGGUCUCUCCUUCGAAGAUGUCGUUCUCAAAGGAUUGGCCUCGGACGGUGGCCUCUUCAUCCCCGAGCACAUCCCUGCCCUCCCUGCCAACUGGGAGUCAGAAUGGCGGAAUCUGAGUUUUGAAGAACUUGCCUUCCAGAUAAUGUCUCUCUACAUCUCGGAGUCGGAAAUCCCUGCGAACGACCUCAAAGACAUCAUCAACCGCUCGUACUCGACCUUCCGCCACCCUGAACGGACUCCCUUGGUCGAAUUGGACAGCAAGAAGAACCUCCACCUGCUUGAACUAUUUCAAGGGCCUACCUCCAGUUUUAAGGAUGUAGCCCUUCAGACACUCGGAAACCUGUUUGAAUACUUCUUGGUGCGGAAGAACCAGGGCAAGGAGGGCAAAGAGAGACACCACUUGACUGUUAUUGGUGCUACCAGUGGAGAUACAGGGUCUGCGGCCAUCUACGGUCUUCGGGGGAAGAAGGAUGUGUCUAUUUUCAUCCUGUUCCCCGAUGGACGGGUUUCGCCUAUCCAGGAGGCUCAGAUGACCACUGUCCUGGAUGCCAAUGUGCACAACCUCACUGUUCAGGGCUCGUUCGAUGACUGCCAGGACAUUGUUAAGGCCUUGUUUGCGGACCCUGAGCUCAACUCCACCCACAACCUGGCUGCCGUCAACUCCAUCAACUGGGCUCGUAUCCUGGCCCAGAUGACCUACUACUUCUACUCCUACUUCUCAUUGACCAAGACCCCCGGUUACAACAAGGACUCGAAGAUGCGCUUUGUUGUUCCAUCUGGCAACUUUGGUGACAUCAUGGCCGGAUGGUUCGCCAAGCGCAUGGGUCUCCCUGCUGAGAGACUGGUGAUUGCCACCAACGAAAACGACAUCCUGGACCGUUUCUUCCGCAGCGGCGGCCACUACACCAAGGACGCAGGAUCCGGCGUCAAGGAAACCCACAGCCCUGCCAUGGACAUCCUCGUCAGCAGCAACUUCGAGCGUCUCCUCUGGUUCCUUGCCUUCGAAACCGACUCCGCAACCUCCGAGGACGAGCGCCGCAAGAACGCCUGCCAGAGCGUCAGCAACUGGCUCAACCAGCUCAAGUCCCAGGGCGGCUUCAGUGUCCCCACCGCUGUCCUCGAAGGCGCCAAGGCCGACUUCGAAAGCGAGCGCGUCAGCAACGAUGAAACCAUCGCCCAGAUCCGCUCUACCUACACCUCCUCCUUCCCCACCAACGCCACCCCCGGCAGUGCCAAGAGCUCCAAGACCGGUGGCUACAUCCUGGACCCUCACUCCGCCGUUGGUGUCGCAGCGUCCCUUCGCUCCGGCGAGCGCAACCCGGCUAUUAGCCACAUCUCGCUUUCCACCGCCCACCCAGCCAAGUUUGUCAGCUCCGUUGACCUUGCACUGCGUGACCAGGAUGGCUACAACUUUGAGGAGGUGCUUCCGGAGGAGCUUGUUGGCAUUGAGCAGCGGGAGAGCAGGUCUACCCCUGUUCCUGCUGGUUCUGGAUGGCAGGGCGUGCGGGAGCUUGUGAAGGCGGAGGUUGACCAGGAGUUGCAGGGAUUGCGGUAG